Messenger RNA from Aspergillus welwitschiae, 392 nucleotides. RefSeq lists its product as uncharacterized. The transcript has a single exon. Lineage: Eukaryota; Fungi; Ascomycota; Eurotiomycetes; Eurotiales; Aspergillaceae. The record is from RefSeq and is a predicted model, not a curated record. The coding region runs from base 106 to 321 and encodes 71 amino acids.
UCGUAAGGUUGUCCGAUCGAGCCGGGCUGGGCUCAUUAUCUUUUUUGCUUUUUUUAACCCUCAUUGCCCCACAUACUCAGCUGAGUCGGUGGUGGUGGGGUUGAGAUGGAUAUGUUUGUAUGCAUAAAGGUAUAUAAAGGUAUUAAUAAUUUUUGGAGGUCACUUGGGAUUUGUUAUACCGUGGUUAGUAUCCAGGGUGAAUGUUGGUUGGAUGUAUCAAGUUUUAUUGGGAUUGAAUGGGUUGUGGUGUCGUGUGCGGGGUAUACUGCAUGUACUUACUACAUGUUAUGGAUCAGUGUGGGAUGGGAUGGAUAUUACUAAUUCUGGGAAUGUUGAUCGGUUUCAUCUUGUAUUUUGCCAUGAGGUCUUUCAUACGUGGUAAUGAAUGCGAU